AUGAAAUUGCUGGACAACUUAGAACUCGAGACGCUCACUGUUCAGCUUUCACGCGGCAGUCGGAGGUACGCUCUCGAUGUCAAGCUGGAAAGUUACUCUUGCAAAAUGGUGACAGAAGAGAAACGUCAAUUUAAGAAAUUGCUUGCCAGACUAGAAGCCGAAGGUUUGCAGGAAUCAUAUCUGAAAUUGAGUUCCUCACGAACUCUUCGAGGUUUUCGUGAACUGACUGGUGAGACUCUUGACUGCGAGACCUUCAAAAUGAGCACUUCUCAAGCUGAGACUGAUGCCAAUCCUCAGUCUUCAAGCCGUUCGCGAACCACGUCGUGUUGCUCUGAGGGGGAUGGUGCUGAUUCUCAGCCAAAGCCUCCACAUCCCUUCAUUUCUGCAAGGGAACUUUUUUGCCUGAUGAGCACCAUUACCCUUUCUUUCGACUCCACCUACGACUUCAUGAAUACAAGCAGCGAGGAUUUUUGCCUUGAGCCGGAGCUAGCAGUUGUGAGGAAUUAUAUUUCUCGUUUAUGUUCAAUUUACGUGGACAAAUAUGAGGCUCUGGCACCGAAGUUGUGGAAUGCGAUUGAUGUAGAGAUUUUGCCUCAUAGAUGCGUCAUCUACAGCUACAAGCCGAAUCACUCAACGGACCCAUACAGUGGGCGAAGUCUUGCUUCUUUCAACUACUUCUUCUUUAAUCGUAGCCUAAGGCGCAUCCUAUUCUUUUCACUUUGUGUGCAAAAUGAGCCGCCAGUGGAAGAUCUAUAUGAAGAAGAUAUGCAAGACCUUUUUUGA
Echinococcus granulosus is the source of this 783-nucleotide messenger RNA. RefSeq names its product Repressor of RNA polymerase III transcription MAF1. The transcript has 6 exons. Gene Ontology annotation, molecular function: RNA polymerase III core binding. The record is from RefSeq and is a predicted model, not a curated record. Gene Ontology annotation, cellular component: nucleus. NCBI's taxonomy places the organism in Eukaryota, Metazoa, Platyhelminthes, Cestoda, Cyclophyllidea, Taeniidae. Bases 1 to 783 code for a protein of 260 amino acids. Gene Ontology annotation, biological process: negative regulation of transcription by RNA polymerase III.